UAGAGUCACUUCUGUAUAGAGUGUAGAAAAUGCAGUAUCUUUUUUAUAUAGCUUUUUUACUUUACCUACUGUACCCUGUACAAUCCAGUGAGAUAAGUCACACCAACACACAAGUUUGGGGACCAGCUUUAACUAACAAUGCAAAUCUUCCAGUGCGUUACUUAUUCAUACAUGCAUAUGACAAGAAAAAUAAAGCCAUUAAGAAGGAUCUUGGAGACAAUGCUUUCAAAUUGACAGUUCAUGAUCAGGAUGCGGGCAGAGUUCGCGCUUGGGUGCAAGUGUUAAACCUGCAUAAUGGAAGUUACAUCGGUCGGUUCCGUAUGUACGAUCAUGGAGGGCAACUUGUGGUUAAUGUUAAACAUGAAGGAAAACAUGUUGCGAGUUCACCUUACUCAUUAAAGGAGGUUUAUGGAGAUGAAUGUAACUGCCCACUACCAAUGAAACAAUGGACAAAAGCUUUACAAUGCCCUCCCACAUACAGACAAAUAGAAGAAGAUCUUAAACCGCACAAAGUUAUCGAGUUAUCUACGUUUGCAAAGCGGAUAGUUGAACGCUUCACGCCACAUCAUUCAGUUUGCCAUUAUGCUGUGGUGAAUAACCAGGUAUACAGACAAUGUCAUGGUAGUAUCACUGACUUUAAAAUGUUCAUGGAUGCUCCUCUACUUUCUUUAACCAGAAAAGUAAAACUUCCAGAUUUUGAAUUUUUCAUCAACCUCGGUGAUUGGCCGCUUGAAAAGUCACAUGACGACCCUCUACCAAUCAUAUCAUGGUGUGGUUCAGAUGGUACUCAUGACAUCAUACUACCCACUUAUGACAUCACAAACUCUGUCCUUGAAAUGCUAGGAAGGGUUAGUCUUGACAUGUUCUCGGUGCAAGCAAACACAGGUCCAAGGUGGGGAAAGAAAAUUGCCAAAGGAUUUUUCCGUGGUCGUGACAGUCGACAAGAGCGCUUGGAUCUUGCAUCAAUGUCUGUGAAAAAUCCAGAUCUCAUAGAUGCAGCCAUUACUAACUAUUUCUUCUUCAAAAAAGAUGAGACCAAAUAUGGGAAAAGUGUGAAACCGAUUUCUUUUUUCGACUUUUUCAAGCACAAAUAUCAGCUAAACAUUGAUGGGACAGUAGCAGCUUAUCGAUUCCCUUAUCUACUUGUUGGAGAUGCUUUGGUGUUCAAGCAAGAAUCUGAAUAUUACGAACACUUUUACAAAGACCUGGAACCGUGGAAACAUUAUGUUCCAUUGAAGCAUGACUUGAGCGAUGUAAUGGAACAAGUUAAAUGGGCGAGGAAAAAUGAGAAAAAGGCUCGAGAAAUCCAGCGAGCGGCAACAGAAUACGCCAGAACUAACUUGAAACCCGCUGAUAUAUUCUGCUAUCAUACUGCACUGUUCAGGGAAUUUGCUGCGCGUCAAAAUGGAACUGUGAAAAUAUUAAACACAAUGGAAAAGGUGGAACAACCUGAAACAUCCUGCAAGUGCAAGAGGAGCAAAAAGACAAAGAAAAACGAGAGAAAAGAAGAGUUGUAAAGAUGAUUAAUUAAACAAUACACAAUGCACUAUAUAUUACACGAAUUUAUGCAAAACAAGUUGGUGCAAUCAUGUCUUCCAUAAACACCGCUCCAAUCAGUAGUUUUUGUCAAUCAGUUUUUGUGAUAUGAUACCAAAAUAAAUCGGUUAUAUUUUCA
Messenger RNA from Ciona intestinalis (vase tunicate), 1675 nucleotides. NCBI's taxonomy places the organism in Eukaryota, Metazoa, Chordata, Ascidiacea, Phlebobranchia, Cionidae. The record is from RefSeq and is a predicted model, not a curated record.